AUGAGUUCUCUAACGGUUAUUCUGUAUCUGGCAGCGUUCCUCGACUCAAGCGUUCCGCAGCGUUUGAAAGAUCUAGCCUUUCCGCAGGAUGACCUCGAGGAAGCUGUUGAGUCGGUUUUGAGCGAAUACUUUGUAUCAAAUCAUUCCGCCGUGAUUAUUCUUCGAUCGGCCCGAACCGGAUUCGACCUGGAACAACUUCAUUCGGAUAUCCUCGACCGGGUGAUGGCCCAAACGUCAACCUCGAUUGCCUUCAUGUUCCCCACAACAUCGGGCCUGUCUCAACGACCUUGCUUCUACAAUCUUCUGCUCAUCGACGGAUACUUGGCGUUCCAAACGGUGAUUAAACAGAUCGAUCCAGAUCGGAACGAGUUCGGCGGACGGUUCCUGUUCGUGAUGACUAGCGCGGAUCGCGUCGAGAAGGUGACUCUGCAUUCCAUGUUCUCAACGCUUUGGUCCAACAACAUUGUCAACGUGCUCGUGAUAACGAAGCAGUACGGCGAGAUUCUGAUGUACUCGUACUUUCCAUAUAGCGCUGAUCACUGCGAGUACACUGAACCUGUGCUGGUGGAUCGUUGGGAUAGUGGUUGGGACAAUAUAAACCUGUUUCCAAACAAGUUGGCAAAUCUGUACGGAUGUCCUAUGAGGAUAGCUAGCUUCGACUACCCACCAUUUACCAUGAUAGCGAGGAAUUCAUGCUCUGGGGAACUUCGUUUAAUUGGAUAUGAGGGUUUUUUGAUCGAUACGAUUGCGCGCAAGUUCAACUUCUCCGUGGAAUUGGUGGUUCCGGAAGGUAACCCGCAAUGGGGAGUCAUAGAGAACAACACAGCUUUGUCCGGUGCGUUCAAAAUGAUCGUAAAUUUGGAGGUCAACCUGUCCGUCGGUGGAUAUUCAGUGAGAGAAGAACGCGUUGCUCUGAUGGAGCCGUCUGUUACUUACCACGUUGUGAGUCUUAUGCUUGCCGUCCCUCCCGGACGUCCAUACACGGCCUUCGAGAAACUGUUCCGGCCCUUUACCUUGAUUACUUGGCUUAUGAUUGCUCUGUACCUUCUACUUGGCUGUCUUUGCAUCGUCGUGCUACGAUUCUAUCCAAACAGUAUACGGAACUUUACCUACGGUAGAAGAACCGGGAGCCCGUUGAUAAACAUGCUCAAUUCGUUCUUUGGCGGAGCCCUGGUUCGUACGCCAGCUAGGAACUUCGCCAGAACCCUGUUGUUUAUGUGGAUGUACUACUCGUUCGUAAUGCGUUCGCUCUACACCGGAUCUCUCUACGAGUUCCUCCAGCAGAACAAAACCUUCAGCCACAUCAGCUCAAUCGAACAUCUGGAGUCCGAGGGAAUCCCGUAUCUCAUCUCGGACACGUUCAAGGCGUUUCUCACCGCGUACCCUCAAGUUCUGAGGCGAACCCAACCCCUCGAAGACAAUCCACCUGCUGAAAUCUUUCACAAUCUCAAACGUGGUCGGCUGAACGCCGCAGUGCUCGCAACGCACGACUAUAUCGCGUGGUACAACGAGAGGUACUUCCGGGAAGGAGUUGUCCACCUGGCGGAUGAUGUUCUUCUUCAGCAACCGAUCUGCCUGUACUUCCCCAAGCGGAACUGCCUGACGCAUCCGGUGAAUCUUCAAAUCGAAAACAUCAAGGUGUCCGGACUGCUCGGCUAUUGGAUGCACCAGUACGUGGGAUAUCGGUUCUACAAGAGGACCAAGCGGACCCAGAAAGCCCCUAACCACCAGCACUCGCCGAAAGUACUGACAAACGAACAUCUCGCGGGCUGUUAUCAAGCCUUGGUUUGGUUACUCGCGCUAUCCGCAGGGAUAUUCGCACUGGAACUUGCUUCCACGAGAUUUCACUGGCUCAGAAUGGUCUUUGAACGCAUUGAGUAA
Molecule: messenger RNA, 1881 nt
Organism: Culex quinquefasciatus (southern house mosquito)
Lineage: Eukaryota; Metazoa; Arthropoda; Insecta; Diptera; Culicidae
Exons: 1
Coding region: 1-1881 (626 amino acids)
Cellular component (GO): membrane
Molecular function (GO): glutamate-gated receptor activity
Source: RefSeq, a predicted model, not a curated record